AUGUCAGCGCCUGCUCAGCAAGUCUCUGCGUCGACUGCCAACUUUGUCCAGGUGCCGCGCGGCGUCUCAGCCUCGUACGACGGACUCGACCUUCCUUCGACUGAUGAGGGCAGGGCGGCGGAGAACAGCCUCGCCCCCCGCAAGCUCGAGCGUCUCCCCGACGACAUUCUCCUUGAAAUCUUUCGCAGCCUGCACGCCCUCUUCUUCCACCUUCUCGGAUGGGAUGACCCAGCCGGCGAGCAAGUUGAAGGCUCUCGCUUCAUCCCGCCUCUCAAGUACAUCACGCUGUCGCGACGCAUCUACACCCUGGCACGCCCGAUCUGGCUCUCGCGACUGUCGACUUGGCGGUUCUCGGCGCCGAACGGAAGUUUGAGCAUGCGCCAUAACGAGCGGAUCUGGAGCAGAGUCGACGAGUUUGCCGACCAGGUCCGAUCGCUCUACAGCAUUGUGCGGCUCGAGACCAGUAUCGAGGAAAUCAGCCUCCUCCUGCGGUUCGUUCACAUCACGCACCUCGAGCUCGAGUUGCACGUCAACCAGUUCAUCCCGGCUUUUGCGCGCUACCUCCAGUACUUCCGCCAGCUUGUGUCCCUCGAAAUCAUGUAUGGGGCGGACUACAGAACGGUCACGGAUGAAGCGCCGUUCGAAAUCGACUCUCAGCUGCCGAAGCUUCGCAGCCUGUCGCUUUCGGGUGAAGAGCUGUUGAGGCUUUUCCUUACGAGGCCCUGUACCAUUCUUCAAGCCUUGACGUGCGAGAUCGACAUCAGGCAAUCACCUCUCCGAAUUCCUUGGUCAUCGCUCAAAAGACUCAAGCUUACCGGCAUUCCCGGCCCCGCGAGCGAGCCACUCUUCAAGCAGUCACUGCUCGAGCUCGCGCUAAAGAGUUCGAACGAACCCACCUGGCCUCUCGCGCACCUUUGCCUGAUCAAUCAGGCCUCGCGUCCAUACCGUUCACCAGGCGCGAGCGAGGUUGUCGCUGAGGCAUAUCGAGACGUUCUUUCGCUUUUGAGCAGCAGGUCGGCCCUCUCAAGUCUCGAGAUGGACGAUACCUGGCGCGACAUGCUCAAAUUGGCCGCCCCCGCCUUCCUUGCACAUUUCUGGUCCGACGUCCUCAAGUUCCUCGUCUACUGCCCUGAAGUCAAGACUUUGACAAUCGAAGACUUCAGGAUGAGCAUCGUUGGCGACUCGCUAUUCCCGACGAAACAACCCAGGCGUCGCGGAAGGUUCGACGAGUAUUUCGUCGAAACGCCCGUCUUCCUCGUCAAACUCGCCUCGACAAAGAUUCUUCGCUUCACUUUGGUGGCUGAGGAGAGGCGGUGGCCUUGGACGAAGGUGCGGCACGAUUGGUGGAGGGCGUCGGCGGAGGAGAAGUUUGUCCGCGCGGCCUGA
Molecule: messenger RNA, 1386 nt
Organism: Rhodotorula toruloides NP11
Lineage: Eukaryota; Fungi; Basidiomycota; Microbotryomycetes; Sporidiobolales; Sporidiobolaceae
Exons: 4
Coding region: 1-1386 (461 amino acids)
Source: RefSeq, a predicted model, not a curated record